Molecule: messenger RNA, 2046 nt
Organism: Camelina sativa (false flax)
Lineage: Eukaryota; Viridiplantae; Streptophyta; Magnoliopsida; Brassicales; Brassicaceae
Source: RefSeq, a predicted model, not a curated record
AUGGCUGCAGCUUACGCUUACCUUCGCGACGUUAAGCCUUACAAGACUUCUUGGAAGGUCCAAGUAAGGGUUCUUCAUUCAUGGAAGACCUACUCAACAAGGUUUGGUGAAACUUUCGAUAUGGUGCUCUCAGAUGUCCAAGGGACGAAGAUUCACGCUUCUGUCAAGAAAGACUUGAUCAGUCGUUUUGAAAACAAGGUCGUGACCGGUCAAUGGAGAACUGUCGAGAACUUUGGUUUGAGUAUCGCCACUGGUCAAUUCAAGCCUACUGCCCAUCGUUACAAGAUGUCUUUCAUCACUCAAACCAUUGUCAGUAGGAUGGACUCUGUGUCUGAUGAUCCGUAUUUAACUCUGUCCCCAUUUGUUUCUGUCCUGUCCGGAAACCUGAAUGAAAACCAUCUGAUUGAUAUUGUUGGUCAAAUUGUGAAUGUUGGGGAGAUGGAAACCAUCGAUGUCAACAACAGACCCACUAAGAAGAUCAGUUUUGAGCUUCGGGAUGAGAGUGAUGAUAGACUACCAUGCACUUUGUGGGGUACAUUUGCUGAGCAAGUGCAUAGUGCUUGUGAUCCUGAUGCUCAAGCACGUGUUAUUUGUCUGGUGAGAUUUGCAAAAAUCAAGACUUACAAUGGUAAGUNAAUCAAUUCUCAAGCAAAAUUCAGCAAGAAACUAUCAAUGGCUGCAGCUUACGCUUACCUUCGCGACGUUAAGCCUUACAAGACUUCUUGGAAGGUCCAAGUAAGGGUUCUUCAUUCAUGGAAGACCUACUCAACAAGGUUUGGUGAAACUUUCGAUAUGGUGCUCUCAGAUGUCCAAGGGACGAAGAUUCACGCUUCUGUCAAGAAGGACUUGAUCAGUCGUUUUGAAAACAAGGUCGUGACCGGUCAAUGGAGAACUGUCGAGAACUUUGGUUUGAGUAUCGCCAUUGGUCAAUUCAAGCCUACUGCCCAUCGUUACAAGAUGUCUUUCAUCACUCAAACCAUUGUCAGUAGGAUGGACUCUGUGUCUGAUGAUCCGUAUUUAACUCUGUCCCCAUUUGUUUCUGUCCUGUCCGGCAACCUGAAUGAAAACCAUCUGAUUGAUAUUGUUGGUCAAAUUGUGAAUGUUGGGGAGAUGGAAACCAUCGAUGUCAACAACAGACCCACUAAGAAGAUCAGUUUUGAGCUUCGGGAUGAGAGUGAUGAUAGACUACCAUGCACUUUGUGGGGUACAUUUGCUGAGCAAGUGCAUAGUGCUUGUGAUCCUGAUGCUCAAGCACGUGUUAUUUGUCUGGUGAGAUUUGCAAAAAUCAAGACUUACAAUGAGAAGAGGAGUAUCUCCAAUGCUUUCAAUGCAUCUGUGGUGGUAAUUAAUCCCGACUAUGCAGACAUCCUAGAGUGGCAGAAUAAGUGUAACAAGAAGGUUACACCUAUCAACGCAAUCACCAAUGGUUCUGUCUCAACUGCAAAGAAACCCCAGUUCUGGUGUGAUGGGUGUCGAGUACAUGUUACUAAUGUUCUCGCAAGGUACAAACUACAUGUCAACGUUAUGGAUAAUUCUGGUGAGUUGAAGUUGAUGCUCUUUGAUAGCAUGGCCACAGAGAUUGUAGGCUGCUCAGCAAACUCACUCAUUGAUGGUCCAUUUUAUGAGAUGGAAGAUCCUGACAACUUGCCAGAUGAUAUCAAGAAUUUGGUCGGAAAAACAUUCCAAUUUCUUGUGAGUGUUGAAAGUGAAAAUUUGUGGAAUGAGUUGGAUAUCUACAAGGUGUCAAGGGUGCUGGUUAAUGAUGGUGUACCGGAUGAUGAUCUUAAUGAUAAUUCACAAGGUGGGGAUAAUCCUCCAGAUGAUAGCACCGGAUAUCAGGCUAGCUUGUGCUUGACCAGCAGUCAUGAAGUCUCUGACUUCACGACUUCAUCGUCAAAGCGUUCAAGUCCUGAUAAAGACUCCCCUAAUGAUAGUUCCUCUACUACAAAGAAGCUGUGUCUGGACAACAUCAAGGUGGUCCAGAUUAAGCAGGAGAAGCUGACGAAGGCAGAGAUGGUGAAUGAGGAAAAGAAGAAGAAGCCGUGA